Messenger RNA from Xyrauchen texanus (razorback sucker), 1744 nucleotides. Its product is annotated as E3 ubiquitin-protein ligase NEURL1-like. NCBI's taxonomy places the organism in Eukaryota, Metazoa, Chordata, Actinopteri, Cypriniformes, Catostomidae. Gene Ontology annotation, biological process: nervous system development; negative regulation of Notch signaling pathway. Bases 89 to 1726 code for a protein of 545 amino acids. The record is from RefSeq and is a predicted model, not a curated record. The transcript has 6 exons. Gene Ontology annotation, molecular function: ubiquitin protein ligase activity. Gene Ontology annotation, cellular component: plasma membrane; postsynaptic density.
UGUCCGAUAUUGCGGGCUACGAUGCCUGAAAUGCAGAACUACUGAAGACCAAAUCACGGAAUAUCAGAAACAUUUCACUGUUCCUCAAAUGGGUGGGCAGGUAUCCCGUAAUAAUCUACAUGAAGGAGGGUCCUUUUACUGCCACCCUCUGAAGGAGAGCAUGUAUCCAGAUCCGCAAGCCCCUUUGCCACUCUCUUUCCAUUCCAACACAAAAGGUUCUCAGAUCCUAAUGGACAAGACACAGCGCUGCGUGCGCCGAAUUGCCAGCUUUUGUAAUGCCAUCACUUUCACCAACCGACCUGUCAGAAUCUAUGAACAGGUCCGGCUGAAGAUCACAAAGAGACAAGGUUGCUGGAGUGGUGCACUUCGAGUGGGGUUCACUACGGUGGACCCAUCUGAUCUAAGUUCAUCCUGGCUGCCACGAUUUGCUUGUCCAGAUCUGGUUUGCGAGAGAGGAUUUUGGGCCAGAGCGCUUCCCGAGGAGCAGUGUGAAGAGGGAACCAUUCUCUCCUUUUGGUUGGAUAAUACAGGGCAAGUGUUUUACCAGGUUAAUGAGUGCUCUGCGAUCGUCUUCUUUAGUGGUGUACCAGCUGGAGAGCCAGUAUGGGCGAUCAUUGACAUUUACGGGCUGACACGUGGAGUGCAGCUACUUGACAGUAAGAUGGUCCCAGCUGAAUAUUUCAGUCCUGCUGUUACUAAUGAAGUGAUGGAUGACUGGCACCUGUCAAGCAACUGCUCCCAGACUGACCUACAGGAAGAUCUGCCAUCCUUCUCAAGCUCCCCAAAUUCCCUUAACUCAGUGCUGUCACCUCAGCUCCACAAUGACUUGCAUUUUCACUGUGUCCAUGGCAACGGUCUACGUUUGCUGACAGAACACAUAGCAGUACGUUAUUACAACAGGCAUGAGGACUGCACUUUGGUGUUCACACAUCGACCUUUGCGCUGUGGAGAAUGCGUUUUCUUAAAAGUUUUAUUGAACUCUCAAACAGUGAUACCAACUCUGAAUAGUUUUUUGUCUUAUGGAUUCACUUCCUGUAAUCCAGCCCACAUUAACCCAAAGCAUUUAGCGGUCAGUCCAGAGGACCUGUUGGACCGAAGGGAAUUCUGGGCUUUUGGCUGCCUCACUUCACCACUCAUGGGUGGAGAUAUCAUUGGCUUUCGGGCAUCUGCAGAAGGGGAAGUGCUUGUGAGUCAUAAUGGAGGGAGAGCCUACCGAGAGAUUUGUGUGGUUAAUUCCACUCCUCUGUGGAUGAUCUUCAAUUUACAAACGCAUAUAAAGCAAAUCAGCAUACUGGGUACAUCCUGUGGUUACACUUCAUCUUCUUCUGAAAUUCACAUGACGGACAUUAGUAAUUGUGGUUAUCCCCCAGACAAUCAGAUUCACAGAACAAUAUUCAGGGGAUUUCUUAACAACUUUCAAACGCACCCACACAGCCACAGCAGUUCUGCAGGGACAACAUCCAACUCACUGUCCUCAGAAUCUCACAAAACCCCAUCAUGUUGUCCGAUUGCUGGAGAGGAGUGUUUGAUUUGCUGUGAGAGGCCAGUAGACUCAGUGCUGUAUGCAUGCGGACACAUGUCUGUGUGUUACAUUUGUGGUGGGAAGCUAAAGGAAAUGUCAAACCCGUCCUGCCCCAUGUGUCGCAGCCCAAUCAGAGACAUCAUCAAAAUAUACCGCAGCAUAACCUGGCCACCUGGCAUCCAGAAUUCCCUGUUAAACAUGUAAAUGUGGAUGGUGUGGUAU